AUGCAGAGACAACUAGCUAACAUGAAGCAAUUACUUUUUGAUCAGGGAUAUUUGGAUGAACAAUUUCAUCAGCUAGAAGAGCUUCAAGAUGAUGCGAAUCCCAACUUUGUCGAAGAAGUUGUUACGUUAUACUACCGGGAUUCAGCUCGACUGAUCCAAAAUAUAGAACAAGCCUUGGAGAAAAAACCUAUUGACUUUGUUAAGUUGGACAGCAUAAUGCACCAGUUCAAGGGCAGCAGUUCAAGCAUUGGAGCCAGAAAAGUCAAAAUUGAGGCCACACAGUUCAGAGAACACUGCAGAGUUGGAGAUGGUGAAGGAUGCAAGAAAACUUUCCAACAACUGAAGAAGGAAUAUGCUGCUCUGAAAAAGAAACUGGAAAAUUAUUUUCAGUAUGCAAGACAAGCUGGGCCUGUUGAAAAAGCUUGUCGCCCUAAAUAA
Molecule: messenger RNA, 438 nt
Organism: Striga hermonthica
Lineage: Eukaryota; Viridiplantae; Streptophyta; Magnoliopsida; Lamiales; Orobanchaceae
Source: the annotation of a GenBank genome assembly